Penicillium odoratum is the source of this 1797-nucleotide messenger RNA. RefSeq lists its product as uncharacterized. NCBI's taxonomy places the organism in Eukaryota, Fungi, Ascomycota, Eurotiomycetes, Eurotiales, Aspergillaceae. The coding region runs from base 1 to 1797 and encodes 598 amino acids. The transcript has a single exon. The record is from RefSeq and is a predicted model, not a curated record.
AUGGCAUUCCGUGUCCCUUCCCAGGCCCCUCGCAGAAGAACCUCAUACUCGACUCCGCAACCCCCUCCUCCUCUCGAUAUAAUAUCCUCUCCCCCGGAACAACAAGAUGACGACACCACACAAUGGGUGCUGUUCUCCCCGACCGCCCAUACAAACACGACCUCCACCGACCGUACACAGACAGCAGGAGCCUCUCGACUAAGUGACUUUGGCUCAUUUGGUACCGCAACUCGAUCCGCUGCUGGACUCGAGGGUGAUGCAGAUGACGAGGCCUUAGAUGAUCAUCUGGACGAAGAUGGUACCGAGCUGGAUAGCUUGGAUGAUGGGCUGAAUGCGUUUCGUGCCCCAUCACUCUCCCCCACAUCCCCCGCACGGGUGGAUCAUGGUCCACCGGCCUUGCUCCCGGCUCACGAUGGCUUAGGUAGCUUUCAGGCGUCGAGCCAGUUAGCUCAGGAACAGCUCUGGUUACAUGAGCAGUAUAAUCCUCAACGACGCCAGUAUGCCUCCCCUCAGCCCCGUCGGCGGACGAGUGUCCAGCGGCAUCUGGAUACUGUUGAUGAGGGAGAGGCAAAUGUUGAACGAGAGCGCUGGCAGCGGAUCGAGCAGUGGAGAAUGGAUCAGAGUCGGGCCUUGCUGCAGGAGAUCGAACGCCAGACUCGGCGGCGGAACAGCCGUGUCAGCGGAUCAAGUAUCCCUGAUGCUGUCGAGCAAAUAUCGCCUGCCCGCAUUACAGGGAAAUUGACAGAUGCGGUGUCUAAAUCAGAAGCAGACCCAGAGGCAGACCCGGAGGCAGACCCGGAGGCAGACCCAGAGACAGAUGAGUCAUUCUGGCGACGUAUCACUAGGAAGGUGAUUCGGGAUUUGAUUGGCAUCGAUGACUCCUUGCUCUCUGUCAUCUUUGGCGAGUCAUUACCCGAAGGGCUAGAAGAAACAGAACGGUCUGGGGAGCUCGACAUGGAAAGUGUUCUGGCCUGUGAACCAGAUCCAGAUCACUCGGACUCGCCAAUGUGGCAGAGCCAAGUACUCCAACGCAUCGCACAUGAGCUUGGAGUUUUAGUGCAUCAGCUGUGUGAACAUCCGGGUGCAUUUACAACAUACUACCAAAUGACCAAGGAUAUCACAAGUCAAUAUGCAGGCAUGUCGCUCAACCGUUUAGCUGAAAGCGAGCUCUCUCAAAAGCCUACUGAGCACGCAGACUCAACAUCUGCCACGGAUCUCGAUAACUCCAUGCCAUCACCACAAUUCAUCCCUACUCUUCGCGAAGCAAAUCGAGAACACGAGGCUCAAUGGGGCAUUGAGGAAGACGACCCUUCAGUAGACCCGGUCUCAGAAGCUGCCCGAGUGCAGCAAGAACAAGAAUACUGGGAACAUGGCCUAGACGCCAUGAUGGUCUUCCGCUACCUUCGCACUCGCUUCACUCGCCGAGGAUACAUGCCAAAUGACAAAUAUACCUCAACCCCUUCUCCCCGCAACACACAAGAUGCCUCCCGCCGCGCAGCUAUGAUUCGUCACCAUCAUCCUCUUGUUGCGCGGGCUCAUUCCCGCUCCCAAACACAGCGUCGGCCCUCUCAGUAUUCCGGUGUGACAGGGCCCGUGGGUGUUUCCUCCCCCUUACUCCGACCUCAUCUUCGUCGCCCCAGCUCGAGCUGUGCGAGUCAAAGCGCGAAGAUCUCUGCUAUCUCUAGUCGCCGCACCCUCACGGGCUCAAGUCGUAACUAUUGGGACAUUGGUGGUAGUGUUGAGAGUAGCAGUGCUAUUGGUGUCGGAGCUGGACUCGGUGCCUGGGGCGAGACAUGA